UUGAAUGUAGUCUGUCCAGGUGUAACAGGUUUAAUUUGUUAUGAUUCCACUUGUCAUUAUUUUUCAUUCGGCUCACUAUAUUAUGGGGAAACAGCGCCCUCUAUUGGUGGUCGGCUACGAUAAGAGCAGUGUGUACAGCUACCUCGUUGCCAUUAUAUGCAAGACGGGCACGAGAGGUGCUGUGACUGCUGUGAAGAGCCUAUAUGUGACCAGUACAUAUCCUGUUCCACGCAGGUAUUUGUUUUAUUUUGCUGCCUUUCUUUUAAAUAUAAAUGUAUUAUUGUGGCCAUUAUAUGCAAGACGGGCACGAGAGGUGCUGUGACUGCUGUGAAGAGCCUAUAUGUGACCAGUACAUAUCCUGUUCCACGCAGAUUAAACGCAUCAUCCCACAUCUUCCGUCUCUUGGCCAUCUUUAAAACACAACGCGGAGGUAUUAUACUAGGAAAACAAGACUACUUCUAUCUGAACCGAGCUGAACAAACAGACGGCCAAGUUCAGUACGGUUACAUUGGUGCCGUUACCCAUUCUUCGGCUGCAUCGGCGCGGGCGGGCUGCGUCUACUUCCCGGAGCUGUUCGCAUCGGAGGUCCGUGGGCUGCGUCUACUUCCCGGAGCCGCUCGCAUCGGAGAUCCGUGGGCUGCGUCUAUUUCCCGGAGCCGUUCGCAUCGGAGGGCCGUGGGCUGCGCAUCGGACCCGGACGGCGGAGCACAGAGCCCCGCAGGGACACUUCACCGCCUCGGCAGUGUGGCGGUAACCAAUUUACAUCAGGAAGUUGUUGACUCUGUGCGGAGUGUGGCGCCCGUCAGCGCAGUUCGACCCUCAGCUGCUGUUGUCUCAUCACCUGAUGGACAGUCGGCUGAGAGCUCACCGGACCGCCUGGACCGGGUCAUCGCCCUGCUUGAACGUGUUCUGGAGCAGCAACCACGUCAGCACAAGCUUCCGUAUAAGUCUAAUGUGCACACACAGAGGAAUCUGCCAAUGAGGUCAAAACCCGUAGUGCCCUGUGCUGUGUGCAGUGAUGAAGGACACACUACUCAGUACCACUGCAGGUCCAAUCAUCUGUGCUUUAACUGUUUUGCACCUGACCACACACGAGCGGAGUGUCCGGGGGCUGUCGCCACGAAGCUCAGGGGCGCUGAGCCGGUGCGGCCGCAGGAAAACUAGAUGGCCUGCAUGUGGUGGGGGCAAGUGUUGGGCCUAAAUGGGAUCCCCUUGGUGCGAGUGUCGAAGAUGACAGGGAGUCUAUGUAUCAAAGUGUAUGUGAAGAGAGGGAGAUGGGACGCACUCCAGUACUCCAAAACAUUCAGAGACUCAAACUACAUGACCAACUGUUUUACGAAGAUGUAACACUGGGCGGGAAGGUGACGGUCAGAGCUUUACUGGACAGCGGAUCCAUGGCGUGCACCCUGAGCUCAAGUGUAAUGCCCCAGUUGUUACGGCAGGAUGUUUUAAAGGGCUCCACCCUUGAGCCGACGAAUACCGUGUUGAUUGGGUGUGGGGGGUCCAGGACCUUACCUGCUGGCAUGUGCGACCUGGAAAUGGAGAUUUACAGCUGCAGAGUGAUUGUCCCAACGCUGGUUGUCGAGAACCAGAGUGAUGAACUGAUUGUUGGCAGUAACCUGUUGAAAUAUGUGAUUAACAGGCUUAAGCUAAAGAGGGAUCUUCAGGGGCAAAGCCCCACAGCGCUCAGUUGCGGUGAUAAUGCAGAGCAGAGGCUGUUAAGCUUGUUUGCAGGGGUGGAGGUUGACGAU
This is a messenger RNA of Fundulus heteroclitus (mummichog), 1751 nucleotides long. RefSeq lists its product as uncharacterized. The record is from RefSeq and is a predicted model, not a curated record. Lineage: Eukaryota; Metazoa; Chordata; Actinopteri; Cyprinodontiformes; Fundulidae. The coding region runs from base 157 to 1164 and encodes 335 amino acids. The transcript has 3 exons.